AUGACGACUCCCUGUGGACACCAAUGGAAAAGAACACUAUUGUGUCCGAGACUGCUUGCGAUGCGUUUACUUCUCGUGAUCGGACUGCUGCAAGAAGCAGCCUCCUUUUCCACUGCUGGCUGUAGCAAUCCGGCAAGUUACAGAGCAAGACCAGCACUUGGGCUUGUACCGUUGCUGCUGCCAACGACAGUACGGCUCAACACCAAGGCUCGACCCGUUCUCGCUAAAACUUUCCCGACCAUGCCUUGGUCAACACUCGCCGCCGGUUCGUCUGAUGGCAUCGCUCUGAGCGAUACUCGCCCUGAGAAACUGUGGCGGUUCUUCUGGCGCAGCUUAUGGAAGGGUAUGACCUUGCCAUUUCCGGCCCUACGUAGCAUGGUACUCGACGUAUCCCAGCCCCAGAACGCUUCGGUGGGUUUCCGGAUCCGCGAAAGCCUAGCGGCCAUCGUGGCGUAUCUCGGCAUCGGUGUACUCGCCUACUAUUGCGUCCUGGAACCGACCUGGACCGUCGUAGACGCCUUGUACUUUACCGUCACGUGCUUCACCACGGUCGGGUACGGGGAUCUAUGCCCUUCCACGCCGCAGUCACAGACCUUUACUGCGCUCUUUGGGAUCUUGGGUGUCGCCUUUUUGGGAGCAGCCCUCGCUACACUUUCGUCCAAGCUCGUACAGACCCAAGUCGAAGUACUCCAGGCUGUCCGAGAAACUUCCAAACAACGCAUCAAGGCCCUGUUUGAACAGGUGUCGCCUCUACCGAUGUCUGCAGCGACAACAUCGACAGCGACAACGUCACAUGUUUCCCAAAGCAAUUGGCAAAGCCCCGACUCUACCCGUACCGCGGAUACCGUGCUACUCUGGCGUCGCGUAAAUGCUCUCGUGUGGACACUAGUUAGGCAAAUACUUCCGCCCUUGCUGAUAAUUGUUGGUGGAGCGUGGCUCGUCCACCACCUGGAUGCUCCCACGAUGAUGACUCGACCAUGGCGUGAUGUCGUGUACUAUGCCGUUGUCACUGCUUCCACAAUUGGCUUUGGGGACAUUUGCCCCGUUUCCCAACGCGCAAAACUGGCGGCGGUCGUGUAUAUUCCGCUGGCUGUCGCUGCCGCGGGAGAGCUACUGUCUGGUGUGGCCACACGCAUACUGGAACGCCGGCAAAAACUCGUCUACCGACAACAGCUCCUCGCCGAUCUGACGAUUGACAAUCUGAAAGCAAUGGAUGCGAACGGGGACGAGAAAAUAUCGCGACAUGAGUACAUCCAAUUUAUGCUGAUUGAAAUGGGUAUCGCGGAUCAGCAAGAGUUUAACGAGCUGCAUCAGCAAUUUGAAAAGCUUGAUGUGGACGGAUCGGGCUUCCUCGAUAAGAGAGAUCUGGUAAAGAUGGCAAGAUCCCGUGGUGCCAAUGUCAAAGACUAA
Messenger RNA from Phaeodactylum tricornutum CCAP 1055/1, 1410 nucleotides. RefSeq lists its product with no specific name. Bases 1 to 1410 code for a protein of 469 amino acids. Lineage: Eukaryota; Bacillariophyta; Bacillariophyceae; Surirellales; Neidiaceae. Gene Ontology annotation, cellular component: membrane. The transcript has 2 exons. Gene Ontology annotation, biological process: stabilization of membrane potential; potassium ion transmembrane transport. Gene Ontology annotation, molecular function: calcium ion binding; potassium ion leak channel activity. The record is from RefSeq and is a predicted model, not a curated record.